AUGCACUUACACUCAGAUUUAUUAAAUUAUCACAGAAUCGAAGAAAAAGACGAAUUAUACGGUUCGAAUGGUAAAAAUUUAGUUUUAGAAUAUUUCCUACCGAUUAAUUUACCCAAUUACAUAGAAUUAGAAAGGAAAAGAGAAAAAAGAGACGUGGAAGGAAGCGGAGACGACGAAGGCGGUGUUGUUUUUUACGAUACGUCCGCCGGCGGCAAUGGCGGUGUCGGCGGCGGUGAUUUCGAAAUAAAAAACAAUGAGUGGAACAAUACGAUUGAUUCGAUUAGUAGUGAAGUCGUUAACAAAACCGCAAAUAAUAACGUAACGGAUUUCGAAGGAAGUGGAGAAAUCGGUGAUGUAAGAGAUAAUAAUGAUAAUAUUGAAACUUCGAAUAUUCCCCUUAUAAACGAUUCUGAAAUAAUAAUAACGACGACAGAAGAAGAAGAAGAAGGUAAACACGAUUUGGAAACUUCGACCAUCGUCGAUGAUGGUUUUGUAAAAUCAAACGAAUCUAUGAAUAAAACGGAAGAAGAAAUUACGGAGGAAACGAAAGAGGUUGAUGUCACCACGACGACAGAAACGUCAUCGACGUUACCGUCGAAGGUGGACGAAGAAGACGAAGUAAAAACAGAAAAGGAAAAUGAAACGUCGACGGUGUUACCGUUAGAAUUUGGAGAAAAAACCGAAAGCGAAACAUACACACCGGAACCGGAUAAAGAAACGACGACGACGAUGUCGACGAUUACGGAAAUUUACGUGAGUCGUGAUCAUCAUUCUCAAGUUUUUGCAAUUCCAGACAUUCCUCAAACAGAAAACGACACAACGGAAUCAACUACAAGCGAAGGCACGACAGAAAAAACUCUAGAAGUAACAGUUUUACCACAUGCGGAAACAACUUUCGCGGUAAAAGAAGAACCCGUACCAAUCACGACGACGACGACGACGAUGAAAACGGAAACGGAAACGGAAAUACCGACGGCAACGGAAAUCCCAUACAUCGAAACGAAAUUUGCACAUAAUACGAUCGAAGCGACACCUGGUAACGUUUUACAUAAGAAAAAUUUAACACCCGGAGUCGAUCCAUUACUCGUGAUAACAAACACGGGAGCCAUAGAAUCCGACGAUGGAAAUUCGGAAAAUUCUCAAGAUUCUAGAAAAUUGGGAGCGUACAUCGUAAUAGGUUUAAUACUAUUGAGUUUUUCCACGCUCGUCGGUUACAUAACGUUUAAAAAAUUAAAAAAUCGUAAAAGGAAAAGUUUUGAAAAUCACAAGGAAACUAACGAUACGGAAAAAGCUUUGCUCAGUUUAAACGAUUACAAGGAUAAUUCAGAAUUGGAAGAAAAUCAUUUGAAAAACAACGAAAUCACUCCGAUCGUCGUCAAAUCACAAAAUCAAAGGAACAAAUUUGAAAAAAAUACAAAUUUUUCAUCACCGAAAAAUUUAAACAUGAUAACAAACGAGAAAAACGUUGAAAAAGAUAACGUAUUGAAAAGCACGACGGAUAAUUUAACACAAGUCAUUAUUGAAGACACGUUAAAAGACGUGGAUAAUAACGAAGAGAAUAAAAAUUCAUUUUUUGACCCGGAAAAAGUCAUUGUCAAAACGAGAAUCGUCGAAGAUUCAAUACCUAAAAAACCCAUUUUAAUUAAUAGGAGUUCAUCCGGUUACAUACCGAUUCCUCAAGAUAACGUGUAA
This is a messenger RNA of Pediculus humanus corporis (human body louse), 1692 nucleotides long. RefSeq lists its product as uncharacterized. The transcript has 2 exons. Bases 1 to 1692 code for a protein of 563 amino acids. NCBI's taxonomy places the organism in Eukaryota, Metazoa, Arthropoda, Insecta, Psocodea, Pediculidae. The record is from RefSeq and is a predicted model, not a curated record.